Microstroma glucosiphilum is the source of this 1413-nucleotide messenger RNA. RefSeq names its product hydroxy methylglutaryl-CoA synthase. NCBI's taxonomy places the organism in Eukaryota, Fungi, Basidiomycota, Exobasidiomycetes, Microstromatales, Microstromataceae. Gene Ontology annotation, biological process: acetyl-CoA metabolic process; ergosterol biosynthetic process. The coding region runs from base 1 to 1413 and encodes 470 amino acids. The record is from RefSeq and is a predicted model, not a curated record. The transcript is spliced from 2 exons. Gene Ontology annotation, molecular function: hydroxymethylglutaryl-CoA synthase activity.
AUGGCUUCUUCUACACGACCACAGAAUGUCGGAAUCAAGGCAAUGGAAAUCUACUUUCCCAAGAGGUGCAUUUCUCAGGAUGAGCUCGAAGACUUCGAUGGAGCUCCCAAGGGAAAGUACACCAUUGGAUUCGGACAGCAGUUCAUGGCCUGCACCGAUGACCGAGAGGACAUCAACUCCUUUCUCUUGACUGUCACCCACAACCUUAUGGAGAAGUACAACAUCGACCCCAAGUCCAUCGGCCGACUCGACGUCGGUACCGAGACCAUCAUCGACAAGUCAAAGUCCGCAAAGACUGUCCUGAUGAACCUCUUUGUCGAGUCUGGAAACUCUGACAUUGAAGGUCUGGACUCCAAGAACGCUUGCUACGGUUCCACUGCCGCCCUCUUCAACGCCAUCAACUGGGUGGAGAGCUCUUCAUGGGAUGGAAGGGAUGCCAUUGUCACUGCUGGUGACAUUGCCAUCUACGCCGAGGGGUCUGCCCGACCAGUAGGCGGAGCUGGUGCUAUCUCCUUCCUCAUCGGACCCGACGCUCCCAUCGUCUUCGAGCCCAUCCACGGUACCCACAUGGCCAACUCGUGGGACUUCUACAAGCCCGACCUCAACUCCGAGUACCCCACUGUCGAUGGACCAGAGACCAUCCAGACCUACCUGGGUGCUCUCGACCGAGCCUACGACGCCUACAGGGCCAAGGCUGCCAAGGCCAAGGCCGCUCAGUCUGGAGCUGCCAACGGAGCUGCUUCCAAUCUGGCUUCCGUCAAGGUAGACGACUUUGACUACACUCUUUUCCACUCUCCUUACGGCAAGCUGGUACAAAAGGGUUUCGGCCGUGUCGCUUACAACGACUACCGCUCAGACCCCACCAACCCCAUCUACGCAUCCAUUCCCGAGCACAUCAAGGACCUUGACAGGAAAAGUACCAUCACCAACAAGGAGGUCGAGAAGGCCUUUGCUGCCUUCACCAAGGACAUGCAGAGCAAGAAGCUUGCACCUACCAGCGACACUGUCAAGCGCAUCGGCAACAUGUACACUGCCUCCCUUUACGGUGGUCUGGCUUCGCUCAUCUCCAAUGUUUCAUCUGACGAUCUGCAGGGCAAGAGGAUCUUCUUCUACGCCUUUGGAUCAGGAAGUGCUGCUUCCGUCUUCGCCGCCCGCGUGCAGGGCUCGACUGCUGAGAUUGCGGCAAAGCUGGACCUGAAGAAGAGGCUCGAGUCGAUGGUCGUCGUACCCUGCCAGACCUACGUCGACUCCCUCAAGUCUAGGGAGGCCACCCACAACGUCGUCGACUUCACUCCCAAGGGUGACAUCGAGAACGUCUGGAGCGGAUCCUACUACCUUGAGAAGAUCGACAAGACGUGGAGGCGGAGCUACAAGAGGCUCAACAAGGACGACCAAGUUUUGGCUCUUCCGUGA